AUGGUGAUGAACCUGUACGGGCAGUCAGGUCCCAUAAACGCUAAACUAUUUGUCACAACUCUAACAGGAAAAGCCCAGGAGUGGUUCACAAACAUGCCACCAGGAAGCGUGGAAUCUCACGAGCAACUCAUACAGAAGUUCUCUUUCCAUUUUGCCAGUAAAAGGAAACAGAAACGAUCAGCGACACAUCUGUUCACCAUAAGACAGCAGAACGACGAGGCUUUAAAGAACUUCAUGGGAGGUUUCAAUAACGAAACGCUGGAGGUACCAGACUUACGGAUAGAUAUGAUGAUCAGCAUACUGAUCCACGGGUUGAAGAAGGGAGCAUUUGCUUCCGCGUUAGCUCGCGACCCCCCAUCUGACGUGGAGCAACUUAUGAAUCUGGCGCAGAAGUACAUAAAUGAAGAAGAAAUGAAUGCCAUGAAGGAUGGCGAAUGGAGGGUCGAAUAUGGAAGAGAUCGGGGAUACGACGUUAAGAAUGAUAAGCGAUCAAGACAUGAUCGAAACAAAGAACCUCACUAUUCACAAAAGUACAAUAAAUACACCCCACUCAACACCACGAGGGCAAGGGCACUGCUCAUGGUAGAAAGGAAGGAGGUACUCAGAUGGCCGAAACCCACGAGGGCUACCCCUGCCAAGAAACAUUCGAGCAAAUACUGUAGAUUCCACCGUGAAAGAGGGCAUGACACGGAGGAAUGCUACCAGCUUAAGGAUGAGAUUGAGCGGUUAGUCCGUCAAGGAUAUUUCAAGGAUUUAAUAUCAAAAGAUUAUCCAAGCAGAAGUCGACACAGUAGAUCCCGAAGCCCAUUGAGGUGA
Messenger RNA from Sesamum indicum (sesame), 816 nucleotides. RefSeq lists its product as uncharacterized. Lineage: Eukaryota; Viridiplantae; Streptophyta; Magnoliopsida; Lamiales; Pedaliaceae. The record is from RefSeq and is a predicted model, not a curated record.